AUGGCCUCUGCGGGAUUUUGGAUCGCUUUCUGUCUUAUCGUCACUGUCAAAGCACAGACUUGUGCCGAUGGAGGAACUGGGCGUUCGUAUAUCUUUUUCCCUUCGUCUUAAUGAAUAUCAUUAAUUUUUCACUGACUAAUGGAAAAAUCCAACGAUGAAAGCACAUUUUGCAUCGUGUUUAAAAAUUGAAAGCCGUUUUGAUUAAAAAAUGAGAAUGUUAUUUCCGAAAACUUUUCCAUAGUUCUUGAUAUUUGCGCCUUCAACAAGAUUAUAAAUUCUAGAGAAAAAAAUUGAACAAUAUUUUUUUAAAAUUGACCAAUAUUUUUUUUCUAGUUUCAUAGAUUACAGAUUUCUAAAAACGAGUUCGAUGUUUUUCAGCAUGCUUGUUUGGGUGCGGACCAACGCAGACGUGCAUCGAUGAUAGUUGCUGCGAUAAUACACAGGUUUCUCUGUUCAUUUCUAGUUUUUUUUCCUAUUCGUCGCGAUCGAGAUGAGUUUCAUAAUUAUAACCAUUAAGAGAUAGUAAAUGAUCAAAGAGAAAAGCAGAAAAACUGAUUUCAGAUAACAAAAUUUUUCUUAUCAUUAUUACUUUUUCUCGCGCAAAAAUAGUCCAGUUUUCAAAAUAUCCAAUAGAAAUCUAGAAUAUGCUGUAACCCAAAAAUAAAAAAGCAUAGAAUGAGAAAAGGAAAAAUUGAAAGAAGUUUAAAAAUGAGAUAUGAGAGACAUAUCCAUAGUACAUUCCGCACCAGCUUCUCACGAUCUUUUUUUCCUCUGAGCUACUCUUCUGAUUGAGCCUAAUACAUUUAGCACUAUAUAUAAUAUCAUACAGAGCAGCCGAACAGAAGGGUUAUGUAGCUCUGAGAAAAAAAAACUUGACAAGCUAGCGUGGAAUGAGCUAUGACAAUACAAGAAUGAACAAAAAGUCCAAAGUAGAGAAAGUUAUCGUUUUGACGGAGUGAGUCCAGUAUUGGUUAUCAUCCUGAAUUAAAAAAAAAAAAUGGUUGGAUACUUUAGAGCAUAUUUCAAACUUUUUGAUCUUGAUGUAAGCAUUAAUUAUUUUUAUUAAUUGAAAAACCGAGAAAUUUCCUUGUAAUCUUAUAAUCUGAGGCCGUGGGAUAGCAUGGUGGAAAAUCUCUCGCAAUUUUUUUUUCGGUAAAAUUACUUUUAUUCGACUGUUUACAUUUAAAUUUGCUUUCUCAUAUCAGAAUCCUUCAGAUCUCUUUUAAUCGCAAAAAAAAGAAAAAAAAUUUUCAGUUUCAUCCCUUCUCAGAAAAAGAAGGCGGAAAAUCAUUUUCCAUUUUCUUGCAAAGCCUCUGGUGGAGGAAUUAGAGACUCUAAUAUUUUCAUGGAAACUCAAAGUUAAAAAAAUUCGUUUGGUAUAUCGUAAAAACCAAUGGACAAAAGCACGAAAUGUCUAAAGACAUGUACUUCUGAGAAUGAGCGCUUCUAUCAGAUCGUUUUCCCGACUACCGCCGCCGCAGACACGACGGCUGCCAUCAUCAUCACUUCACAGUCGACGGUCCGCGUCACAGCGCCUGCGACGUGCGUCGACCUUAAGAACCCUUCGACCGGCGUAUCCGAUUGUCCCAACCGAGUCGCUUACUGUAACAACUCUGUCUACUACACCUUGAUGACACAACAGUGCCCAAAGACCUGCGGCAGAUGCUCGGCAGCUGUCACAACUCCGUCACCUAGUAAGACAUCUCGAGCUAUCAGCAGCUUCUUAUGUUUUCAGCAUGCUUCGACCGUUUGAAUCCGUCAACUGGAGUCUCGGAUUGUCCAUCCAGAGCCUAUCUUUGCAACGACUCUACUUAUUUCACCUUGAUGACACAGCAGUGCCCAAGGACUUGCGGUAGAUGCGGAGCGACAGUCACAGUUCCUUCAAGUUUAACUUCUGAGUUUGACAUUUGACUCUUUGGUUACUUAGCCACAUGCGUCGAUCGGUUGAACCCGUCAACUGGAGUAUCGGACUGUCCCUCAAGAGCCUACUUAUGCAACGACUCCACCCAUUUCACCUUGAUGACGCAACAGUGCCCGAGGACUUGCGGACGCUGCUCCGCCGGAAAGUAG
This is a messenger RNA of Caenorhabditis auriculariae, 2070 nucleotides long. NCBI's taxonomy places the organism in Eukaryota, Metazoa, Nematoda, Chromadorea, Rhabditida, Rhabditidae. The record is from the annotation of a GenBank genome assembly.